AUGCUGGACAGCCCACAAUUACCACUAGUUGUUAACUUGUCGUUUGAUUACAAUGGCAUAAAAACGCGAUUCAAUAUAGUUCAGUUCGCCAACGUUAAUGUUGUUAUUAUUUCUAACAUUGAGAAGAUUGGACAAAUUGUACACGUAAUAUUUCCUGAGGCAGUCAUUACUUCUAGACUUCAGCCGACACAUAAUAUCGAUUACGAUACAAAAAUCCUCUUAGGGCCGCCGUUGGGUGAUUUCGAUCUUCUCUUAAAUCGUUUUGUGAAAAUACUGGUUGAACAUAAUAAACGGUGUAAUUUCCUGUUUUCAUUGGGUCUAGAUCACUUUGACAUAGACCAUGCUCGGUGCAUUAUACAAUAUCGGCAAUCUUCUGGAAAUGGACGUGUUAAAUGUAUCUUCUUGCCGAAAACGUCGUUCAAAAAAUUCAUAAAAGCUCGUGAAAGAGCUAGGGUGGAUUCAGAACUGGCAUAUUUAGCAAAAUUCGAAGAAUUUUAUGAGUGGCAAUUGAAGGAACCAACUAGGCAAUCACUUCCAAUAUUUGAACUUUUGGAUGGUCCACCGUAUGCAAAUGGUGACGCACAUGUUGGACAUGCUAUCAAUAAAAUCUUUAAAGAUUUUGUCGUUCGUAGUCAGGUUUGGAGUGGGAAGCGUGUCUUAUUUCGUCCAGGUUGGGAUUGUCAUGGACUUCCAAUUGAAUUGAAAGUAGCAAAAGAUAAUCGGCAAAAGGAUAUCUCGGUCGUUGAAAUACGAAAAGCGGCUCGGCAGAUAGCGCUACAUUCAAUUGCGUCCCAACAGAAUUCGUUUAAAAAAUGGGCGGUUACAGCUGAUUGGGAAAAUCCUUACUAUACAAUGGAUAAAAAAUAUGUUGCAAAAGAACUUAGGCUUUUUGGUGAAUUGUAUAGGCUUAAAAUGAUUUAUCGAACAUAUAUGCCAGUUUAUUGGUCACCAAGUUCAAUUACAGCUUUAGCUGAAUCAGAAUUGGAUUAUAAGGAGCAUAGCAGUACAGCCACUUUUUAUCGAUAUACGAUUAUAAAUUCUGGGUUAAUCCUUUCCAAAUGUAAGAAAGAGAAACGUCCAACAAAACUCUAUGCAUUAGUUUGGACGACAACUCCAUGGACAUUGCCAAUGAAUAACGCAGUUGCGUACAAUAAAGAUGCAAUUUAUGCAGUGGUGGAAUUGCUUGCCGAAGGGCACUAUAGACGUCCAACUCGGCAUUUAUAUAUUUUGGCAAGGGAUUUAAUUGGCAGUUUCGAAAAGGAAACAAAAAUUAUGACUAGAAUAUUGUCCACCUUCGCUGGUAGUGAACUGGAAGGACUCAUGUAUCGAAGUGCAAUGUUCACUGAUUUAGCACAGCCAUUUAUAGAGGCAAAUCAUGUAACAACUGAUGUUGGAACAGGUCUUGUACAUCUAAGUUAUGCACACGGCUUAGAUGAUUUCAAAGUAGCAUUAAAGCUCGGUGAAAAAGUGCAUUGCUUUGUGGAUGAACGGGGUUGCUAUACAAGGGAUCUUGGUCAUAAUUUAGAGGGGAAAUAUGUUUUGAGGGAAGGGAACGAUGCCGUAUUGAAAAUGUUCAGGAAGAAUGUUGUCUACACGCAUCAGUACAAUCAUCGAUAUCCGUAUGACUGGAGAACAAAACAGCCAGUAAUUAUACGAAGUAGUAAGCAAUGGUUCAUUGAUGUUUCGGAAAUUGGUGUUGAAGCAGCUAGAAAAAUUGAGAACGAAGCGCCACCUAUAGGAAGUCCCCAUUCAGAUAAAGCAGAGGCUCUGUUAACGCAAUUAAAAAAUCGAAUUGCUUGGUGCAUUUCACGACAGCGGUGUUGGGGCACGCCGAUUCCUGCAUUUUAUAGAGCAGAUGGUAGCGUCCUUGUGGGUAAAGAUAUCAGCAAUGCCGUGGCAAAAACCGUCGAAAAAUAUGGGACAGACGUUUGGUGGGAGCGUACUGCGAAUGAUUUAUUUCCUGAAAAGUUAAUGAAUAAAUAUGGAAUUAGAGCAGAAGAAAAAUUGGAAAAGUCAUGCGAUAUACUAGAUGUGUGGAUGGAUAGCGGAGUUGCAUGUGCAUCGACACGCCAAAGAGCGGAACCUGUUGAUCUCGUAGUGGAAGGCGUUGACCAGUUUCGAGGCUGGUUCCAGUCGCUUUCGUUAAUUUCAUUUGCUUUGAAUAAUAAAUUGCCAUACAAAUGCAUCUAUGUCCAUGCUUUUGCAGUGGAUGAAAACGAACAAAAGAUGUCCAAAUCAGUGGGAAAUGUGGUCAGCCCUGAGCUGAUUACAGAUGGUUCACUGAAUUCAGAACCUCAUGGCGUUGAUGGUCUUCGUCUUUGGGUAGCUCAGUAUGGAUGUGAAGGUGAUAAAGCACGAAUUGGCUCUUCGGUCAUGGAAGAAGUUAGACGAAAUUAUGCACAGUUGCGCGCUUCAUUCUGGUUUCUGCUUGGCGCAGUCAAUGGUUAUAACGGAGCCGUUUGCUGUGGUGAAAAAUUUUAUAUGGAUAGGUAUAUUUUGCAAGAAUUAGCAAAAUUUACACAGCAAUGUCUCAGAAACUGGAACGAAUAUCGUUUUUCAUUAAUGGUUAACGAAUAUAUGCAGUUUCUGCAACAUCCGCUUAAUUCACCUUACAUUAGUGGUGUGAAAAAUAGGCUAUACUGUGGAAUGUUUUCCGAGAGACAAAUUGCCCAGGCAACAUUGGCAAAAGUUGGGUUAAACUUAGCAGCACUUCUUGCUCCUAUAUUGCCUCAUUUGGUGGUGGAGUUUUUCAUGCAUCAUCCAUGCGUUGAAGAUUCUGCUGUUGCUCUCAGAGAAUGCAGUCAAUUUUAUUGCUCAGACGACUCAAAUAUGACUGAGUUGUAUUCUGUUAUGAAUUCUGCUCUCGGCAUUCGAGCUAAAAUGUUUAAACAAUAUGGACAAAAUGAUCUCUCUAGAUUGGGAGUUUUGAUAAGGGGUCCCGAUAUUAGUCUCCAGAAACUAUAUCCGCUACAAGUAGAAUCAUAUUCGUAUCAUUCGCAGCUUGUGGAAAUCCUUGGCGUUUCUAUGGUUCGAAUAGAAUGUGAUAAUUCCAGUGAAGAAAUCAUAAUUGAUUUGGUGACUUGCGAACGAGAGUUUUGUAAGCGCUGCAGAAGGAACGUCAGGCUUAAGGAGGAAGAUUAUUGCGAUCGAUGCUCAAAAUCGAUAGCCGAAAAUGAAAUGUUACAGGAAAGAAAUACCGGGAAUAACUAUUCAAAAUCGCCACUAUCUUGA
Cercopithifilaria johnstoni is the source of this 3231-nucleotide messenger RNA. The record is from the annotation of a GenBank genome assembly. NCBI's taxonomy places the organism in Eukaryota, Metazoa, Nematoda, Chromadorea, Rhabditida, Onchocercidae.